Peronospora farinosa is the source of this 759-nucleotide messenger RNA. The record is from the annotation of a GenBank genome assembly. Lineage: Eukaryota; Oomycota; Peronosporomycetes; Peronosporales; Peronosporaceae.
AUGAUGGAACCGUCAGUCUCUACGACCGCAGCGUUCUCUGCUGCGGCCUUAGCCCCUAAAGGAAACGAAGGAGAAGAAGCUGCUGCUGGAAAUCCGGAAACGUCCCACGCUUCGGAGAUGUUACGCCAGAUUUCGAUGCAGUUCAAGUCGCAGCUGUCUCAAGUGCAGAUGCCCAGCGCUAUUAAGGAACAUACGGAUGAGCUGGAACGACGCAUUUCCGGCACUGAUAUUGCACGUAUUAAUGGCUACAUGCGAUUGGUCAAUCUCGUGUUUGCUGGUGGUCUGUGGGCCACGUGCUUCAUCCGCAUGUUUCAAGUGCCCAGCUACUCCCACUUCCUCGUCAUCAUCUACAUUAUGUUUUUGAGUGCGGGACUUGCCUUUGUUGAGAAUCAUGAGCGAUUCCCGUCGAUUGCAGACCGCAUCAAGAUCAACUUUGGUUUCAUGUUCUCGGCUACAGGCAAGGCGUCUUAUAUUCUUUGCAUUGCGUUCCUCGCCGUCUCUCAGGGCUGGAUCGGCUGGAUAAUCGGCAUAUGCUUUUUCUUUCUGGCUUUCUUCAACUUCUUCCUUAUCAACCGGCACCCUGCAUACAAGGCCACCAUGAUGCAGCCGACGAGUAGUGCGGCCACUACGGCUCAACAGGAGGAGGAGGCAGACCUGGAGGCUAUGCCGGAGCUCCGCUAUAACCAAAAGCAGGCCAAGGUUCCCGUAUCUGGAACAUCAACUGCUGCUAUGGCGGAGUCUUCGCACGUGUCGGUCUAA